Messenger RNA from Octodon degus (degu), 2156 nucleotides. RefSeq names its product heart and neural crest derivatives expressed 2 (gene Hand2). Gene Ontology annotation, molecular function: protein dimerization activity; RNA polymerase II transcription regulatory region sequence-specific DNA binding; DNA-binding transcription factor activity, RNA polymerase II-specific. Gene Ontology annotation, biological process: regulation of transcription by RNA polymerase II; heart development. Bases 121 to 771 code for a protein of 216 amino acids. The transcript is spliced from 2 exons. The record is from RefSeq and is a predicted model, not a curated record. Lineage: Eukaryota; Metazoa; Chordata; Mammalia; Rodentia; Octodontidae.
GCCCGGGGGUUGGGGGGUGGGGGGUGGGGGAAGACGCCGAGCACCGAAGCAGGGCCCCGGGCGGAGGGCGCGGUGGGGCUGCGAGCACGCUGGGGCACGUGGAGGGGCGCGGAGAGCGAAAUGAGUCUGGUGGGGGGCUUUCCCCACCACCCCGUGGUGCACCAUGAGGGCUACCCGUUCGCCGCCGCCGCCGCUGCCGCCGCCGCUGCAGCCAGCCGUUGCAGCCACGAGGAGAACCCCUACUUCCACGGUUGGCUCAUCGGUCACCCCGAGAUGUCGCCCCCCGACUACAGCAUGGCCCUGUCCUACAGCCCCGAGUAUGCCAGCGGCGCCGCCAGCCUGGACCACUCCCAUUACGGGGGAGUGCCGCCCGGCGCAGGGCCCCCGGGCCUGGGGGGGCCGCGCCCGGUGAAGCGCCGAGGCACCGCCAACCGCAAGGAGCGGCGCAGGACUCAGAGCAUUAACAGCGCCUUCGCCGAGCUGCGCGAGUGCAUCCCCAACGUGCCCGCAGACACCAAGCUCUCCAAAAUCAAGACGCUGCGCCUGGCCACCAGCUACAUCGCCUACCUCAUGGACCUGCUGGCCAAAGACGACCAGAACGGCGAGGCGGAGGCCUUCAAGGCGGAGAUCAAGAAAACAGACGUGAAAGAGGAGAAACGGAAGAAAGAGCUGAAUGAAAUUUUGAAAAGCACAGUAAGCAGCAAUGACAAGAAAACCAAAGGCCGGACAGGCUGGCCGCAGCACGUCUGGGCCCUGGAGCUCAAACAGUGAAGAAGAGGAGGAGGAGAGAGCGAGUGGGCAGGGGCCGGUGUGCCAGACACAGACCCAGGACUCCAGACCAGCCCUCAGCUUCGCUCUGAGGCUCUGAGGACUACUCGCAUUUGGAUCAUCCGGUUUAUUUAUGUGCAAUUUUCGUCCCCCUCUCUUUGCCCCUGUUUGAGGCAUCUGUUCCCCUACCUUUCCCUCCAAAACAGUGGAUAUUUGAAGAAAAGCAUUCCAUAUUUUAAUAUGAAGAGGACACUCCCAUGUGGUAAGGGAUCCCUUCGACUGGUAGAUUCUGUAUGUGUGAAUGUCCCCUGUUGGCUGUGUAGACACCACCGAUGUCCCUCUUCACCUAACCAGCCCCUCCCAAGAUAAAAACAGCAGACACUAGUGCAUAUGUGAAGUAUAUCUUUGAUACCUGGCCUUUGGAUAUAAAUAUUCCUGAUGAUUAUAAAAUUUUAUUUCAAAACAGAAUACAGGGCCACUAACAUUUCAGUUGGGGUCAGUAACUAGUGCUGUCCAUUCAUAUGUGAUCAUUCCCUACUCAAAGAUGUUUCCAACAGUUGCUUGUUUUGUGCACUUCCGUCCUCUAAAACUAAAUGGAAUUUAAUUAAUAUUGAAGGUGUAAGCGUUGUAAGUAUUCAAUAAACCACUGUGUGUUUUUUUUACAAAAUCCUAAUCUUUUAAUGGCUGAUACCUCAAAAGAAUUUUGAAAACAAAGCUGUUAUACUUGUUUUCAUAAUAUUUAAAAUAUUCAGAAGUAAACUAAAUUAUCAUACUUGCCUCUAACUUUAUUUGAAAGUCAGUGGUUCCGAUCCAUCAACAUGACUGGUGGCUGUCCCGGUGAGGCUGAGGAGGCACUGUUAAAGAGAUGUAUCUUUGAUGGAAAUCCUGCCUGUCGGCCUGUCUCUCUCCUUCUGCCCCAGCCUCCCAGGAGGCCAAUGAGUCGCCUAUUGCACAAGCCUCUGGACCCUAGGCACAUCCUCAGUUGUCUCAGAGGGUGGAACAGUGUCUUUACUUUCCUGAAAUUAAUCAGAUGCCUGACUGGGGAGGGGGCUUAGAUUUGUGUUGGGUGAGAGGUUUUCAGUGGAGGAGGUGUGAGAAGAAUCCCAGGCAUUAUUACACCCUCAGGAAGUACUGUAGACUGUUUGAUUUAAAAUAUAGGGGAUAAAAGGAAAAGAAAGGGAGGGAGAAAGAGAAGGUUUUGAUUGUAACCUAGAUUGGGAGGAUUCUCUUCAGAGCAGGCAGGGCUGGUGAUGGUGGAGGGCUUUUGAAAAAACGGUAUGAUUAGGUAACAAGGAAUUUUACGUCAAGUAAGAAAUUGUGAACAAGACCACAGGUUUAAAGGGGGGCAUGGGGUGGGCUAGAUUUACAAGGAGCUACAAGGAACUCAA